Molecule: messenger RNA, 9792 nt
Organism: Acanthaster planci (crown-of-thorns starfish)
Lineage: Eukaryota; Metazoa; Echinodermata; Asteroidea; Valvatida; Acanthasteridae
Gene: megf8
Product: multiple EGF like domains 8
Cellular component (GO): Golgi apparatus
Molecular function (GO): calcium ion binding; protein binding
Source: RefSeq, a predicted model, not a curated record
CUAGACUUGGUUGACUGGCAGAGCGGUGGAUCCUCGUUUCCUUCCAACUCCCAACGCAAAACGAGGGAAAUGAUGGACUCUUUGGAGAAAGAAACAACUCAUUUAUAAGUUGGAGUACAGGUUUUGGAGUCUUCAUGCGGAAUUGUGGGAGAUUAGAGAGGUCUAAAAAAGUCAUGGAUGGCGCGCUCUCUACGGCGGCGUGCCUGGUGCUGCUGUUGAUAUGCGCCUGCGGUCGGCUGGCUUUGGCUGCGGGCUGCUCUGGCCUCCGGAGGGUGCUGCUGACUGACCUGGAAGGGACGGUUACCGACGGGUCGGGCUUCUACGACGAGAACGUCCACUGCGAAUGGCUCAUCGAAGCUCCGGAUCCCAACAUGACCAUCACCUUGACGUUCAAGGAGUUUGAGACGGAGUGCACCUACGACUUCGUGACCAUCUAUGAUGGCGACACCUUCACCAGUACCGUCCUGGGCACCUACAGUGGCAACUUGUUACCGGGGCCAGUGCAAGCCAAAAGCGGCAAAAUGUUAAUACACUUGUACAGCGACACCAAUUACCCACUGAACGGUACGACAGCAACGUACACGAUACAGAACUGUUCCAACGCCUGUUCAGGGCACGGGGUGUGUCAAAAUUACAAAUGUGUGUGUGAGUCUGGAUAUAAGGGAGACUCGUGCGAGGGGAGGAGUUGCCCGUACGAGUGCGGCCAAUCGGCCAGCCGGGGGAACUGCGACUUCACAACGUUGAUGCCGCAGUGCACGUGCAAUGCAGGCUUUGUGGGCGAGGGGUGCAGCCUAUCCACCAAUGACAACACAGGCUGGGGAGACACCGUGCUGGUGUCGUCAGGGAUCCAGUCCGUCUUCAGGGCACGAACGGGCCACACGGCCCAAUACCAUGAGGGCACAGACAGCCUGUGGGUUUUUGGAGGUUACGACCUCAAUAGUGUGCUGGAUGAUAUCGUCCGAUACAACUUCACGUCCAACCAGUGGGAGGAGGUGGUCCCCACCUCUGGGCCCAGGCCGGCUGGCCGCUAUGCCCACUCCAUGGUGCUCUACUCGGACGAGCUGAUCGUCUUUGGUGGCGUCCUGUCCAACGGCUCGCUGACCAACGAGCUGUGGUCGUUCGACGUCAAGACACAGGCGUGGACGCUGCUGCCCACCGGUGACGAUGCGGCCGCGGUGCCCCCGGGGCUGGCCGACCACACAGGGACCAUCGUCAACUUCUCCCACCUCUACGUCUUUGGUGGUGAGUUUGUCACGGAUUUGAUGCAGUCUGUCCUGUCUGAGUCAUAUGAUCAUACCAGUGGGAACGUCCACAGGCACUACUCGGAUCCGGCCCAGCACCGCCCGCUGACCCAUGAGAGAUGCUACGACGAUCGCGUUGAGCUCUUUCACCUGGGCUGCCACAAAUGGACGGACUUUGAUACCCUGGCCGAGGGAUUCCAGUCCCCCGCUGAAACGGAGCAUUUGCACGUCGUCACCAGAGGGCGCUUUGGCCACGCCGCAGCCGUCCGCGACAGCAGCACACUCUUGGUUGUGGGCGGGUACAGCGGGCUGGUGCACCGCGAUCUGAUCGCCGUGAAGAUGCCGGGCACGGUCGCCCUCAAUUCCAAGUCGGGCGGGUCCAUUCUGGAGCAGUGCUUGGCGCAUUCUACCAAAUCUGUUUGUCUCAGCGAUCCCAACUGUGGAUGGUGUAACGCCAACAGCAAUUGCAUCGGGCACUCGCAGCAUAGCAACUGCACAGAGCCGCUGACCUUUGACCCAGACACCUGUCCCAGUGUCUGUGACAGUCUGGUCACCUGCGAGGCCUGCAUCGUCUGGGGGACAGGGGCCGUGACCUCUGACCCCACUGGUGCCAGGGUCAAUGAGCAGUGCGGCUGGUGCGUCCAGGAGCAAGAGUGUUACCCACUGGGAGAGCCGGGCGGAGCCUGUGGGGACCAGUCAUCGCACUCCGACCCCUCGGGUUGGUGGGGUAUAAACGGCACCUUCUUGGCGGAGUUUUCCCAGUGCCGGCUGCAGGACACACCCCCGGGGAUCACCUGGAUUAAGUACCGUCACCCGCAGAACACCAGCCAGCCAGACGAGGUGACGAUCGUCGAGACGACCGACCAGAACUUCAAUUUCUACUACGUCAGCAUCCAGCAGGAGAAGCUGAACGGUGGGUCGUACAUCGCGGAGUACAAGGGCUUUCUGCGACCCAAUGGCGCGGUGCCUACAGGGGGCGCCCUCCUGCAGGUCUGGAUGGGCAGCUCCAACGCCAUCUCCACGCUCCACCUCAGCCGCGACGAGCGACCAGAAAAUGCUGAGAAGGUGGCUUACUAUGCGCUAGAGGAAGAAGAGUUCGUGAAGGCGAUUCGGGAGGACGGAUCGGCCAUCUUCCCCGACACCUCGGCGGCGUACUACGUGCGCCAGGAAGAGCGGCAGGUGGUCACCCUGGACCAUCCCCUGAUCUCUGUCAUGGACCUGAAGUGGAAUGGGAACAUGCCAACCAGCCAGAUGUCGCAGCCUUUUGAAAAGGAGUACCUGCAGCCGUUCUACUCUGGCAGCUGCGAGAACUACGUCACCUGCUCGGGCUGCCUGACAGACGCGUCCUGCGGCUGGUGUCCGACCAGUAGGACGUGCGAGCUGCGCAGCCAGACGGCAGCGGCCGAGGACCACUGUGGGACGGUGACGGGUGCCAUCACCCAUCACCUGGUCACCAGCUGGGACCAGUGCGUCGACUGCGGGCUGUACGUAGACUGCCUGUCCUGCACCGAGAAUCCUUUGUGCGAGUGGUUGAUAUCCGGGGACGACACCCGAUGCCUCAGGCGAGGGCGCUUCUCGGACAGCAUCACCGACCCGGGCCAGUGCACGCUCCCCUGCCACGAGUACACCAACUGUUCGGACUGUUCCAAGAGCACAAAGGAGUGCGCGUGGUGCGAGGAGACCAAGACCUGCUUCACCUUUGGGACCUAUGUCACGUCCUACACCUACGGGCAGUGCCCCAACUGGUUUGAUCAGAAAAAGGCUUGUCCAUCCUGUUCGGCACACACUGAUUGCAAGAGUUGCCUGGCAAACUUCCAGUGUGGCUGGUGCGGUAACCGAGACAACCCCACCUUGGGAAAUUGUCAGGAGGGUAGCUUCGGUGGUCCGGACUCAGGGCAGUCCUGCACUGUCCUCGUGGCCUCGCAGCACAACGUCUCGGAGAGCGAGCCGGCCGAUUGGUCCUACGGGGUCUGCCCGGACGUGGAGGAAUGCCAGCUGGGCUUGGACGACUGCCACGACAACGCCACCUGCGCCAACACCUUCGACGCCUAUGAGUGCACCUGCGACCGGGGCUUUGAGGGGAAUGGGCGGGACGAGUGCGUGAAAACUUGCUACCACGAGUGCGUCUACGGCCACUGCAGCGGGGCGCCAGACUACACGUGCAUCUGUGACGUGGGCUGGACAGGGGAAAACUGCAGCACGGACUGCGAGUGCAAUUUCCACAGCACGUGCACCACAGGCAUCGGCGUCUGUGACGAAUGCCAACACUGGACCAUGGGCCAGUACUGCGAGCUAUGCCGGCCGGGUAGCUACGGCAACGCCACCGACCAAUCGCUGGGCUGCCUUGAGUGCCAGUGCAAUGGUCACGGCGACCCAACGCACGGCCGCUGCCACAAUGUGACAGGGAUCUGCUACUGCAUUGAGAACAGCCGGGGCGAGCACUGUGAGGAGUGCGUGGUGGGGUUCUACCAUGACCCGAGGUUUCCCCAGCACUGCUCCCAUGAAUGCCGCGGCCGCAUGCUACUGACCAACGCCGAGUCAGCCGCCCUGGGCUCAGGCCAGGGGGAUGGCGUGUCUCCCCCCCAGGCCUACUGCCUGUGGGUGCUGACGGCGGGCGACAAUUUGACCCACACCGCCGCCAUGGCCAACCCCCCCACCAUCAGCCUGACCAUGGAAGGGAUCGAAGCCCUCUGUGGGAGGGACUACGUGUACGUGUAUGACGGAAUACCAGCCCACUUGUCCUUGUCACACCCUGAGAAUGCCGGCACAAACAUGGGCGCCUUCUGCGGCCAGGACCUCCUAGAGCGUGUUUCCACUGUGGCCCACUCGGGCACCAUGACCGUCGUCUACCAGGCUAACCACACAGGCAGCACGGACUCACCCGGCUUUGUGGCCAGCUACAGCGUCAACCGCUGCCCCGACGAUUGCCGCGGCAACCGGGAGUGCAUCCUGGGAGCCUGCCGCUGCGCCAGUGGUUACUGGGGGCCGGACUGCGAGUUGGAGUUGUGUCCGGCCAACUGUAGUGAGGCAGACAGUCAAGGGAUCUGUGAUAAGGAGAUGGGCGUGUGCAACUGUAGUGAGGGCUUCGGCGGGGAGGCCUGCCAGUACCCCACCUCACCCCUGGCCGGGCUGAGGCGAGGGGUCUGGACACUCCUGGCUGAUGAGGCCCGGGUGGACCCGGACGCCAGCUCCACGGUCGGGGCAGUGCCCUGCAGCCGGAUGGGGCACACCGUGGUAGCCAGCGAGGCCAACAUGUUGUGGCUGUUCGGUGGCUACUCGCACGCCCACGGGGACCUGAACGACGUCUGGAGCUAUGACCUCUCUACCAAAACAUGGAAGCAGCACUUCUCGGGUAGCGCAGCCCACCCAGCACCCAGGCGUUACCAUGCAGCGACAUUCGCCUCGUCAUACAUGAUGAUCUCUGGCGGAAUGAACGACACCACGGUCAUGCAAGAUGUGUGGUACUUCCACACUGUCAGUGAGAACUGGUCCCAGAUUCCCGCCAUCUUUCCAGUAGGUCUGGCCGGCCACUCCUUCGUCGUGGUCAGGGAUGACACCAUGGUGACUGUCGGCGGCUACUCGCCGAUUGACGGCCUGCAAGACAAGGUGUUGGAGUUCAGCCUAGCCGACAAUGCUUGGCUGGCCGUUCCCACCACUGGCACCCCUCCCACUGGUCUAUUUGGGCACAGCACGGUCUGGCACCCCGCCACCAAGGCACUGUACGUCUAUGGUGGCUACCUCUUCCACCUGGACAGCGUCUUCGUCUCGGAUAGGCUCUACUCCCUUGAUUACCGAGACUCGCUCAAAAAGUGGAACCUGCUGCCGGCUGAACCCGGCAACCAGCCACUACCCCACAUCUUCCAUGCCGCGGUCACAACGACCAAUUACAUGGUGGUACUGGGAGGUGGGACCCCAACCCAGAACAUCUCCAACACGCUGAUGGCGUAUCACUACCUCUGCAACCACUGGAUCGAUCUCAGCGAUUUCGUGGUGGGAAGUCCCCCGUCCCCGUCCACCUCGCUGGCGGCCGCGGUCACCGUCGAUGACACCAUCUACACGUUUGGCGGGAACGACGGGACAUCGCUGGGUGCCCUGCAUCGGCUGUCCCUGCCCGCUGACCUUUGCACCCUGCAGACCACGGCCGAUGGUUGUCGGGGCACACCGGGGUGCGGGGCCUGCGUGGAGACCAACAACACCCAGAACCUGCUGUUCUGCAAAUCCAACCUCGACCUGUUCCCCGAGAGCUGCAGCGGCGAGUACACGCUGGAGCAAGGCACCGUCUGCGACAAUGCCCGGGUGGAGUUCCGCAACUGUCGGGCGGCGAGAUCCUGCAGUGAGUGCGUCAUGACCCAACCGGCCCACCAUUUGGCCGAACAGACCUGCAUGUGGUGCUCGAACUGUCCAGACGGCGCCUGCAUCUCCCGCCAGCUGGAUUGCAUGGAGGAGCACAACUGCCAGGUGGACAAACAGAAGGAGAUCAGCGACUCGGACCAGUGCCCCGAGCUGGAGUGCGAGGCCAGCGACUGCGCCAAGUGCGUGCUCGGCAACUGCAUCUGGACGCGCCAGUUCAAGCGGGCCAGCGAGGUGCGGCGACUGCUCAACGCCAACCCCACCUACGACUGGAACUGCUUCCGCGACUCACUGCUGCAGAUAGCGCCCGCCGACAUCCACAUCAGCUCCUCCCCGACGGAGCCCUGCCCCGCCCCGUGCCACACCCACCGCACCUGCCUGGACUGCCUGGAUACCAAGGGCGCCGAUGGGGCAUGGCAGGAGUGCGUCUGGAGCUCGCGACUCGGCGAGUGCUUUUCCCCCACCUACCUGCCCCUGAUCUGCUCCACGGGCGCCUGUGGCCCGCUGGCCCGCAGCGGCACCCAGAACUGCCCCCAGCCCUGCUACCUGCACACCCAGUGCGCCCACUGCCUGGGGCAGCCGGGCUGUGGCUGGUGCGCGGUGGGGCCCCCGGGCAACGGCACCGGGGUGUGCAUGGAGGGGGGUCUGUACCAGCCCACGGGGGGCACCUGCUCGGCUGAGGGCGUCACCUUGAAGGACUAUGACGUAAACGAAUUCGUCACCUUCACGCCCGUCAACUUCCAAGAACCUCCUCUGUGGACCUUCAUGGCUUGCCCGCCAGAGAACGAGUGCCUGAACGGCCACCACGACUGCCGAGAGAACGAGGAGUGCAACGACACGCUCACCUCCUACGAGUGCAACUGCAAGGCCGGCUAUGAGCAAGAAAGCGAGGGUUCAGCGUGCCUGCCGGUCUGCAAUCCCCCCUGCCAGAACGGCAUCUGCAUCCGGCCCGACGUCUGCCUGUGCAACUUUGGCCACGUGGGGGCCGACUGCGCGGUGGAGUGCGAGUGCAACGGCCACAGCACCUGCGCCGGACCGGAGCCCCACAAUCGCACCAAUUGCCUGCAGUGCAUGAACAACACCCAGGGUCAGAGCUGCGACAAGUGCCUGCCGUUCUUUGUGGGUGACCCCACCAACGGUGGGCAGUGCAUGCCCUGCUUUGCCUAUUGCCACGGCAACAGCGACAUCUGCCUCUCGGAGGAGAACUUCAACCGCACCCGGGAUGAGGGUCUGCAGCUAGACCUGAUCAGCGUCCCAGUAGAGUUUCCCGUCGGUCCCGUCACCAACGCCGUCUGUGUCAACUGUCGCAAUUACAGCGCCGGUCAGAUGUGCGAGACCUGCAUCGACGGAUACUUUAAAGACGGGAACCACUGCCAAGUGUGCCAAUGCAACGGGCACUGGGACCGCUGCGACAAGACCAGCGGGGAGGACUGCCAGUGCAAGAACAACACGGACACGCCCUCCUGCCCCACCGAGAGAUACCCCGCACCUUGCUGGGCACACCAGUGUUCAAUCUGCGAGGAGUUGUUCAUUGGUGAACCCACUGACGGCCGGCAGUGCUAUCGCCAGAUGCACGUUGACCAAGACACUUGCUUUGACCCGGAGACCCAAACAAAUUGCCCGUUGGACUCCGUCCCCCUGCCGUUCGGUCGGGCGUCCUUCUUUGUCGUCCAGCCCAAGUUCACCAACCUGGACAUCCGGCUGACGGUGGACGUCACGGCGGGCGCGCUGGACGUCUACAUCACGCACAGUUUCGACUACCUCCGCGUGGCCACCAACCGGACCACCGGGGAGCACAGCGUCUCUCUGGAGGGCGCCAAUCUGUACGAGGAGGCCUACCGCGCCAAGCGACGCACCAAGGGCCUGCCGCGGGAGCGACGGAACGUGCCACAAGAACUUGAGGUCGGAGAACAGGCCCUGACGUCCUCAGUGGCACCGCCAGUCUACAACACUCUGACGGAGUACGCGGCCACGGACAACAUUAACACCUUCGUCAAUAUCGAUGAUCCAAACUUUGUGGCCAUCGUCCGGGGCCUGCGCAAUCGCCUGGUGGUCACCCUGCCCGAGGACGUCCACAGCCUCAAGACCAAGAAGUUCUUCAUUACGCUGCUGAGUCGAGAGAUCGCCGAUGGUAUGGGAACACCGUCCUUGGAGGAGGGAGUAGGGGCGGCCGCUGCCACCAGCGGCAUCAUGUACUUCCGGCAGGAUCAGCCCCACAUCGACCUCUUCGUCUUCUUCUCCGUCUUUCUCUCCUGCUUCUUCCUCUUCCUGGCCAUCCUGGUGGUGGCCUGGAAGGUCAAGGUGGCGCUGGAGGUGCGCAACGAUCGGCAGCGCCGGGCCCUGGAGUUGGAGCACCGGGCCAGCCGGCCCAUCGGGGACGUCCUAUUGCACGUCGAGGGCCUGCCCUCGGGGACAUGGGUCACCCCGGCCGCUGCUGCGACGGUGCCACCACGGAAGCACAGCAGGAUGAAGAGAGGUGCGUCGGAAUGCCAUCCGGGAUCCCGACCGACAUCUCCCACCAAAUUGUUAACCUGCGGGCUGAUCGCGUGCGAGCCCACGGAGGACGACAUGGCGGCGGUGGCCACAACCAUCAUCUCCCUGCCGGGGGGCGCGCCCGCCCCCGUCCAGGCCUGCCUGGGCUCGGCCCUCAUCCUCAUGAAGCCCUCGGCCCGGCCUAAUGACCCGCCCCCAUCCCAGCUCCGCCCAGUCCGCUUCCCCAGCGGCGGCAAGUCCGGGAUGUGCCGCGAGAUGCGCACGUGAGCACCUGCCCGGGCGCAUCCAGCAACAGAUCACAGUUUGUGUGCUGUCUUGACUUUUCUUCAGAACUCUGGCAUCAGUAAAUGCGGAUUAUACAUAUAUAAAUAUAUUCUAAACAGAGCUAUUUUUUAUAAAUUAAAGGCAGGUUUUUUGCCCACGGAUGUACAUUAAUCUUUCUCUUUCUGUUUGGCUCUGACUUUCGUGGAGCAUUUUCUGGUUUUUUUAAGAACCAAGAUAGUUUGUAUCCAUUGAGGUUGCGUUUCUGUGUCGGUGAUCGUCAGCAGCGGUAAUACAUGCUGCAGUCUUUAGAGACAAUUCAGGAUUGUAUUCUUAUGUUAAAGAGCAUUUUGCGUACGAUUCUUUCGUGUCGGUAGCACUUGAGUGGAGUGAUUGAGGAGUGAUGAAUCAGUGUUAAUUGUGGGAGAUUUUAAUUAAAGCAAAUUGUGCCAUUUUCUUGUUUGAAAAUUUGUGGAGCGUCACACUUGCUGCAAGCUUUUCACUUCCGAGUUGAAUACUUGAUCUUGGAACACUCAACCCCGGUUUGGCGACUUUUUCUUCCUUAUUUUUUAUGAUGAAGAGUAAAAGAAAAAAACAGUCAGUGGCUGGCCUGCACGUGCCGGCCUGUAUCAUUGAAGUGACGUAGGAGGCCAGACUUACCGGUUCGCUUUUAAGGCCAUGCAGGAAUUCACCUAGCAAGAACUUAAAACUUACACUGGGCUGUUGGACUUUCAUAGGCUACUCUAAUUCCAAGCCUCAGUCCAGUAUGCAUGCAUCAGUAAUGAAGGAUGUUCUAUGGAGUUGCUAAGGCUGAGUUUUCCUGACUUGGCAGCGGCUUGAACAUACGCAGGAGUAUUAUGGCUGUGGCUGCAUCCGAGUUGUGUGUUGUGUCGAGCUUGAGUCAAGUAAUUCGGAUACCAUCUAAGCGACCAGCGUAUUGAGUAACUACAAAUCUGGUUACCGGCCAAACAGUCACAGGAUUUAUACUUGUGACCUGUGGUUGGUCCUCCACCACUGCUACCUUUAAGCACACACAAAAAAUACUCUACACCGUAAUGCUGGGCUCCGAAAUACCUUUUUCUUCAACAUGUAUUGGGUUAUUUUUUCGUACAUGUAUUGUUUUGUUAGUUUUGAAUUGUGGACCUGGAAGUCCUUUUGGAUUUUAACAUAUAAAGCCAUUCCUUAAAAAAGUGUUUGAAAACAAGAAAAACAACUAACAAAAGCUGCCAUUUUUUUUAGAGUAACAAGCCUUUUUGGGAGUUAAAUUAGAAUAAAAUCUGGUACACCGAGUUCUUUAAAUUCACGUGAACAUAACUUGAAUUCUCAAUAUUAAGACCACUGUUGCUGUACCUCUCGAUUCGGGGCAAUCAUCUGCUUAGUUACAUGAGAGAUGCCUUGCAACAAUACACUGUACUCAAUGGAUAAGAAGGGCACAAAGGAACCAGUC